Molecule: messenger RNA, 501 nt
Organism: Plasmodium cynomolgi strain B
Lineage: Eukaryota; Apicomplexa; Aconoidasida; Haemosporida; Plasmodiidae
Exons: 3
Coding region: 1-501 (166 amino acids)
Source: RefSeq, a predicted model, not a curated record
AUGCACGAAAAUCAAAAAAAUGAUGAUAAGGAAAGGAGUGGAGCCAAAAUUUCGAGGGAGAGCUUACUAGAUGACCAAUUCAAAGAAGGCACGAAAGAUAAGCUUUUUUUACUUAAUAACAAAGAUGAAAAUCUGGACGAACCGCGCGACUCUCCCCCAGAACAAAAAACAAAAAGGGAAAAACCGCGCUUCCACAAGGAUUUAAUAAGCAGUUCGUCCUUAGAGAAAUAUAAAAAAUUUCUGGCAAAGAUGGAGAAAUCGAACGAAGACUUAAGAAGUAUGGAUACAGAAAGCGUGAGGAUUGACAAGGACAUCCUUGAUCAGUCCUGUGAGAAUAGCGACGAAGCAUGCGUUGUCAUGGACGUUUCCAUGGGCAUUUUCGACGUGUGCAACGACAACAUAAGCGAGAGUAAACUUAAAGACAUGAACAUUACAGUAGCGGACGUUGCGAAUCAGGAACCCGAGGAUCAGGGCGAGGAAGGGCUAAUUCAAGAGAUGUAG